AUGUUCUAUGCAACUCUGGUCUGCUCUGUGGCCGCUGCCCUUCUAUUCCUCAGCCCGACGUGUGCCACCAUCGUGACGAAUGACACUUCCGUAGCGACAAAUCAGACGUUCGACUACGUGAUAGUCGGAGCCGGGCUGGCUGGUAUCACUGUGGGAAACAAGCUCAGUGGUGCCGGAAACUCGGUGCUCAUCAUCGAGGCCGGACCGGAUCCGAGAUGGAACCCCGCCGUCUAUAAUGCCGAAGAAAGGGGUAACUUGGAUGGGUAUUGCAAUUGGCAGUACCCCGCCUACGACGACGAGGGCAACACGCUUGACUGGACCAUCGACAGUGGCAUGUGUAUUGGAGGUGGUACUUCGAUCAACGGUCUGAUGUGGUAUAGACCGACAGAGGCAGAGCUGAACAAGUUGGAGACACUGGGAAACCCAGGGUGGAAUUGGGAGAGCCUCGAACCCUAUAUGAUCGCCGCCGAACGCAACCAUCCGCCCGAUGAUAUCCAGAUCGCGCAGGGUGCUGGCUAUGAUCCUUCUCGACACGGGUACAGUGGUGCUAUCAACGUCUCGUUUCCCACGCCGAUGCGCAUUCCUACAGUCCAGUCGCGCUUCAAAGCCGCCCUGCCUCGGAUCUUCCCUGGCCUAACCAUCGGCAACGACCUGUCCAACCGUAGCCCCACAGUCUCAGCCUCAAGCUCCUGGACGAUUUGGUACGACCCGGCCUCCGGAAAGAACCGGCGUUCUUCGGCCGCAGACGGACUGCUGUGGGCCGAAGACCAGUGGAGGGAGAGACUUACAGUACUCACCAACCACAGGGUAGACAGGGUCAUAUUCGACAAGAAACUGGCAGCAACCGGUGUGGCCUUCUCAGCCGGUCCGGAACGCCCACCCAGCGUCGUGCAUGCCAUCAAAGAGGUCAUCCUUGCUGCGGGUGCUCUGCAGAGUGCGCCAGUACUAGAGAGAUCCGGCAUAGGUAGCAAGGCAGUGCUCGAGAGAGCCGGCAUCCAGCAGCUCGUGGACUUGCCAGGGGUCGGCGCAAACCUGAAUGACCAGCCCGGAACGGGAACUUCUGCCUUGGUGAGGGAGGCAUACUGGAAUAAUACCGGUAUCAUCGAUGACCGGAUUCUCUUCGCGCCCGAGAUUUCCCUCGUGGGUCUCGACGAGGUCUGGGGAGCCGAUGCCACGUCUUACACGUCGGCCCUCACCUCGAUAGAAGGACUUGAAUCAAGGGCGCAGGCGCUUGUCAGUGUCGGUGCCGCCGCGAACAUUGAGGGCGCCAAACACAUCCUCAAUACCACUAUUGACCUGAUCGUCAACUCUGACCAGCCCGUUGCUGAGUUCAUCGGGGAGUCCUACCCCACGAUCCUCUUCGCUGCCUUCUGGCCCUCCAUGCCCCUAUCUAGGGGGCACGUGCACAUCAACGACUCCUACCCCUUCUCGACGCCUGUCAUAACACCACGGCUCUUGACAGACUCCUUUGAUCAAGAGAUCGCCGUGGCUAUUGCAAGGCGGUCGAGGGCGCUGUUCGCGAGCGACGUGUUCGAAUACGUGGUGGAGAAUGCCUACUACGACCCCCCAAUCGGGCCCAACGGUACAGAUGCCGAGUACCUCGAGUGGUAUAAGUCGACAGCAUACGGUGCCAGUCACUGGAUUGGAAGCACGGCUAUGAUGCCUAGAGACCUAGGCGGGGUCGUCGACUCCAAUUUGAAGUGA
This is a messenger RNA of Anthostomella pinea, 1704 nucleotides long. The record is from the annotation of a GenBank genome assembly. Lineage: Eukaryota; Fungi; Ascomycota; Sordariomycetes; Xylariales; Xylariaceae.